AUGGCCUACAAUCGACCGUACAAUCCAGACGCUUUGCCCAGAUUUGCUGAGCCCGAACAAAAGCAGAAGCCAGGAUCGGCCCCACCGCAGACAUACCAACAUGGUCGGUACGAAAACAAGCCUACACCACCAGCUCCGAGAGACAACUACUCGCCUUCGCAUUCCAAACCAAGCCAAAGCCAGACAUUUCAUGGUGGAGUGGGCGCCCCGAAACCUGCUCCCCUGCCUCAAGGUCGGCCGGCGGCGCAGCAUCACGCACCAAGUUCGCGGGGUGGUGGCCCGCCGCCUUCGCCCGCUCUGGACGCAGGGUCCGGAUCUGAUCCUACUCUUUUGCCUCUAUUUCGCGCCGUCGACAAGGAUGGGACUGGCCAACUAUCCGAAAUGGAGCUUUCGGCAGCUCUCGUCAAUGGCGACUGGACAGCCUUUGACAUUCAAACUGUUCGAAUGAUGAUUCGCAUGUUCGACUCGGACCGAAACGGCACCAUCAACUUUGAAGAGUUUUGCGGUCUAUGGUCGUUUCUUGCCUCGUGGCGCACGCUUUUUGAUCGCUUCGACGUCGAUCGAAGCGGCAACAUUUCGCUGCAAGAGUUUACUGAUGCGCUCAUCGCCUUUCGCUAUCGCCUGAGUCCGCACUUUGUCCAACUGCUCUUUCGAACAUACGAUAAGCGCAACGAGGGCGUCAUGAGCUUUGACCUGUUUGUGCAAAGCUGCAUUUCCUUGAAACGCAUGACGGACGUUUUUAAAAAGUAUGACGAUGAUAGAGACGGCUUCAUCACCCUCAGCUUCGAGGAUUUUCUGAGUGAGAUUCUGAAACAGCUCAAGUGA
Molecule: messenger RNA, 825 nt
Organism: Ustilaginoidea virens
Lineage: Eukaryota; Fungi; Ascomycota; Sordariomycetes; Hypocreales; Clavicipitaceae
Exons: 4
Coding region: 1-825 (274 amino acids)
Molecular function (GO): calcium ion binding
Source: RefSeq, a predicted model, not a curated record